This is a messenger RNA of Strigops habroptila (Kakapo), 2137 nucleotides long. It is a transcript of the gene MTMR11, whose product is annotated as myotubularin related protein 11. Bases 86 to 1999 code for a protein of 637 amino acids. The transcript is spliced from 15 exons. Lineage: Eukaryota; Metazoa; Chordata; Aves; Psittaciformes; Psittacidae. The record is from RefSeq and is a predicted model, not a curated record.
GGGAGUGCAGCAGCGCUCGGGGCCCGGGGGUUGUUCCGCUGCCGCCGCCGCCGCUCCGGGCCCGCCCGGACAAAGUCCCUGCGCCAUGAGCGGCCGCCGCCCGGUGUUCCCCGGCCUCCCAGGGGAGCUGGUGCUGGAGGAGGCGGCGGGCGCGCGGCAGCGCUGCGGCGGCAGCGACGGCUCCGUCCCCGGGACGCUGCUUUGCACCAACCGCCGCGUCGCGUUCCUGCCCGCGCAGGCCCCCGGCUCUUCCCGUCCCUUCCUCCACAGCGAGCACGAGGUGGCGCUUCCCUGCAUCCGCAAGCUGGUGGCAGCCAGCAGCUUCACCAAGCCCAAGGUGCUGACGGCCUCCUCCACCCUCAAGUUCAUCCCGGAGGAACUGGCCGUUUUCUGCCGGGAUUUCCGCCUCCUCCGCUUCUACUUCCAUGAGAACGGGUUGGCUCCGCAGGCGUUCCGGGUCGCCAAUGCCAUCGCCCAGGCGCGGGAGGCAGCUGCGUGGUUGGGGGAUGCUGGUGAGGGAUGUGAUGGAGCCCGGCCGGAGGAGGAGGAGGAGGAUGAAGAUGAGGAGGAGGAGGGGGAUGAGGAGGAUGAGGACGGCUCCUCUGCCACGCUGCUCUUCGAGAGCCUGCGGGACUGGGAGAAGGAGCUGAAGCGCCUGGGUGCUGCGGGCUGGAGGGUGAGCGCCGUCAAUGAGCGCUUCGACAUGGCCCCAAGCCUCCCCCGGUACCUGUGGGUGCCCAGUGGGCUCCUGGACCACGACCUCAAGCGGCUCUUCGCCCACUUCGAGGAGCGCCGGGUGCCCCGCCUCUGCUGGCACCACCCGGGCGGCAGCGACCUGCUCAGAGCCGCCAGCUUCCACGCGGGGUCAGAGCCGGGCAGCGAGGACGUGAGGUGCCUGGAGGCACUGCUGGGGAGCCGCGGGCCCUGCGUGCUGGUGCACACCGCAGAGCUGCCCAGCCCGGCCGACAUCCAGCUCGCACACCUCAAGCUGCGGGCGCUGUGCCUGCCCGGCGCCGCGGCGGAUGAGAAGUGGCUCUCGGCGCUGGAGGGGACGCGGUGGCUCGACCAUGUCCAGAGCUGCUUGAGGAAAGCCGUGGAGGUGGCGUCGCUGCUGGCGGGGAGACGCUGCUCUGUCCUCCUGCAAGAGCCGUCGGACCGGGACCUGAACUGCCUGCUGGCCUCGCUGGUGCAGCUCCUGGGGGACCCCCAUUCCCGCACCCUUCCUGGCUUCCAGAGCCUGCUCCAGCGGGAAUGGGUGGCAGCCGGACACCCCUUCCCCCACCGGCUGGGGCUUCUCCGUUGUGACAGCCCCUGGGAGGAGGCUCCUGUUUUCCUGCUGUUCCUGGACUGCACGUGGCAGCUGGUGCGGCAAUUCCCGGCGGCGUUCGGCUUCACCGAGGCCUAUCUCCUGGCCCUCCACGACAGCAGCUUCACCCCCUACUUCAGCACCUUCCUCUUCAGCUGCCAGCGGCAGCGGGGCCACGGCAGCCUGCACCGGUCCCGCAGCCAGAGCUACCGGCCGGUGAGCGGGUGGCGGGAGCCCAGCGCCGCGGCGCUGCCGGAGGUCUGGGAAUGGGGCCUGCGCUACAGCCGGCAGCAACGGGAGCGCUUCAGGAACCCGGCGGGAGCUGCUGGUCCCACGGGACCCCCCGGCACUGCAGAGCCCCAGCCCAGCCCUGCCAGCGCCUGGCCGGGCCCGGGGGCCGGGAACGUGUUUGUGCUGACCAAGGGGACGCUGUCGCCCCAACCCCUGCCCUGGAGGAGCGGCCGCCCCCCCCCGCGCCAUUCCCGCUGGGCACUGAGCCCGGAGCCGGGGGGCGGGCGGCCCCCCCCGGGGCUGCUGCUGCCCUGCGCCGCGGGACCCGCCGUGCGGCUCUGGGCACGCUGCUACCUGCGGGGGCUGCCCGAGGCUCAGCGCGGGCGCUUCGCCCCGUCUCCGGCCGGGCUGGCCGAGGAGCUGCUGCUGCUGCAGGACCGGCUCAGCGCCCUCUCACCCUGAGGACACGGGACCCGGGAUGGGACCCCGGGAAUGGGCCCCCGCCACGGGGAGGACCCCGGGAUGGGGAGGAUCCGGGAAGGGAUCCCGCUGCACAUGCUGGAUCCUUGUUUCCCAUUAAAUUCCUGCUACCUCCGCGGA